Messenger RNA from Brenthis ino (lesser marbled fritillary), 1752 nucleotides. Lineage: Eukaryota; Metazoa; Arthropoda; Insecta; Lepidoptera; Nymphalidae. The record is from the annotation of a GenBank genome assembly.
AUGAUUCGGCUCGGACGUUCGCACUUUAUCGAGUGCGCAAAUUUAUCGCGAUUUAUUUACAUUCUCGCUAUUGUUAAGUUAGUAGUUUCUACAGAAUAUGGAAUUCCUAUAGAAAUUAAGUUAUGGGAUUCAAAACGAACUCCGUUAGCUCAUAUGGUAGACGUAACUAAUGAGUUUGGUAUUAAAGUUCUUGCGGAACAUAAUUUCUUAAAUGACAAUAAUAUUGCAUUCUCACCCUAUGGAUUAAUGGGAAUUUUGGUGGCUCUUUACGAAGGUGUUGAAGGUGAAUCUUCCUACCAAAUUCAACGAAGUUUGCAGUUGCCGUGGAACCGGAAUGUGAUGAGGAUAGGUUUUCGAGAUAUACAUCGUACACUUAAAACUUACUUCAUACCAGAAGAAGGAUUUCUCGCAGGACUAGCAUUAAAUAACGAGAAUGUCACAUUUAAUGAAAGUUACAAAAAGAUUUUAAGAUUCUAUGGUUUUGAUUUGGACAUGGAAACCUCCACUACAUCGCCCGUUCAGGCAACUAAUUCAACACAACCUUCAUCAGGAGUAGAUAUUACAUCUGUUAGCAGUGCUUCUGGGUCAGCUGAAACGUCAACAGAAGGCGUCACUAGUCGUGAAGAUCCCUCAACAGUUAAAACUACCGAGGGUAUAAAAGUAGAAAACACAUUGAAACCAAGCGCAGAAACUGUAACAAAAUUGAUGGAUACUGAACAAAACUCUGAAAAUACUACGACCACGGUGACUACUGUUACUAUUACACCCAUGACUUCAAGUCAAGUAUCUACCGAAAGCGUAACCGCUACAAGCGGAUCUACUGUGGGUACUGAAACUGAAAUAACAACAGCACAGAUGAUGACGACAACCGAAACUACUGUAUUAUCUACCACUGGAGAUAAUUCUACUGCAACACAAACAAAUGAAUCAGAAGUAUCAUCUACAUCAACAACGGAAAUGGUAACAGAGCAAACAUCAACAACACUUACCACUGACGCAAGUACAAUGGAAACAACAAUGGGAACCACCUCGUCCCUAGAGACUCUACAGCGCCGAAAGAAAUCAGUAGAUUUUUUAUUUACAAGCCCUCCAUACGCCGAUGAUUAUUUGGUAUACAGGUCAUUCGAUAUCGGUUAUGAAGUACCUGAACAACACGUAGAUGACGACACGAUGUUUUUGGUGAACGGAUUAAGAAAUAUACAGGUAACAUACAUGCAGUACGACUCUAUGCUAGAUUACGCGUACCUUCCCCACUUGGAGGCUUCUGCACUCCGACUGCCUUUGGAUAGUGAGCGCUACUACUUGCUUGUGGUUCUGCCUUUAAGAAGAGGAUCUGGAGAGCUAUCAAGGCUGUUAGGCCGAAUGGCACGAGAAUCCGACCUGUCCGAUGUGUAUGCAGCUUUACACCCCCGCCGGGUAAAGGCAGUUGUGCCGAGUUUUACAGUCAAAGGUCAUAUUAGCCUCACAACGGAUUUGCAAAAGCUUGGUAUCCGAGAUGUAUUCGAGCCCCGACAGCACGACUUCACCACUAUGACGCCGCAGCCAGGAGUGUAUGUGCGCAGCAUAGAACAAGCAGUCUCCGUAGCCAUCCGAAAAUAUCAGCCCGAUGACGUCAAAAAUAGAUACCUGAAUAGCCAAAAUCCAGUUGUAUUUUCUGCGACACAUCCCUUCUUAUACUUUGUAAUGGACUCAAAUAUUCAUGUUGCACUAAUGGCUGGUAAAAUGGUGGAUCCACUAAACACAAGAGUUCUA